Messenger RNA from Salvia hispanica, 1232 nucleotides. RefSeq lists its product as uncharacterized. The record is from RefSeq and is a predicted model, not a curated record. NCBI's taxonomy places the organism in Eukaryota, Viridiplantae, Streptophyta, Magnoliopsida, Lamiales, Lamiaceae.
GCUUUUAUUACCUCUCCCACCCCUCUUCUUCACCUUCCCACCACUUCAAUUUUCUUUCAGUAGCUUAAAGAAUCUUUUGAAGGCUACAAAGAAAAACAAUCCUUACAACACACACCAAAAAUCUUGAUAAGAAAAAUCGAGUUCAGUCCUAAAUAAAUUUAAAUUUUUAAUCUUUGUUGGUGCAUGUUUGUGUUUCCAUGGCUAGCUACAACCAAGCUCACAUCUCUGCUUCUUCCUACAACAAUGGCGCCUCUGUGCAUGGAGAGUGGGGUAUACCAAUAUUUAAGCAUCAGAAGACCAUUUCCAUGAAUUGGACUACUGAGGAGCAUGCCUUCUUGGUGGAUUAUUUGGCCCAAAAUGGCAGGGACUCAUCCGUGUUCGAUUAUGCAAACAUCGCUGUGCUGCUAAAGACCAAGACUGUUCGAGAUGUGGCUUUGCGCUGCAGAUGGAUAGCUCGAACUGGAGUGACUCAUUCGACUCUGCAGAAGAAGGGAAUCAGCAAGAGAUGGAAGGACGAUCUCAGUGUAAGGAAUAGCAAAGAACGAAGGGAAAACUUCAUUCACUCUACUGUAAGGCCUUCUCGAUUGUCCAUCCAAUCGGGUGCAUCUCAAGCUGCGGGAAACAUCCCAGAAAAUGAUUUAGCUGGAGCCACUAAGCAGCUUCUUCUGGAAAAUGCGUUGGCUUUGAAACAAAUAUCGAAAAAUCAUUCGACUCUUCAGCUACGCCAAAACAUUGGGCUUCUGAGUCAAGCUCGAGAAAACAUCUCUAAAAUCUUAACCAACUUGGCCGAGAUGGGGCCAGCGAUGAAGAAAAUGGCUGAGCUACCUAAGCUGGACGAAGAGCUGGCGAACUCCAUCCUUUCUUCGCCAAACUUCCCUAUCCAACUGUGAUCGAUCAUCGAGAAAGCUGCACAUUGCUGAUGCUCGAGAUUAAAAAGAUGGAUUGAUAGACUUGCAUCUUUCCUAUCAUGUUUAUCAGCAGAGGUAAUUACUAUUUGAGAUCUGAAUGUGUUGGAAAAUGGUGGAACAAAAUCUCUCAAAGCAUCUUGUUGAACUUUGAAAUAUUGAGUCGAGACUACAUGGUGCAACAAGCAAGCAUCAUGAAAAUAUUUGGUUGGAUUUUAAGAAUUUUAUUUUGUUUGAUGUUGUUUAAUACAUUGAAUUUGUCUAUGUUCGGAGACUACUUCAUUACAUAAUUUCAAAAAAUAUGAAAAACAUGUUAAUUCGUUUGUC